Aspergillus fischeri NRRL 181 is the source of this 927-nucleotide messenger RNA. RefSeq names its product pyridoxal 5'-phosphate synthase subunit PdxS. NCBI's taxonomy places the organism in Eukaryota, Fungi, Ascomycota, Eurotiomycetes, Eurotiales, Aspergillaceae. The record is from RefSeq and is a predicted model, not a curated record. The transcript has 3 exons. The coding region runs from base 1 to 927 and encodes 308 amino acids. Gene Ontology annotation, molecular function: amine-lyase activity. Gene Ontology annotation, biological process: pyridoxine biosynthetic process; amino acid metabolic process; pyridoxal 5'-phosphate biosynthetic process.
AUGGCUUCCAACGGUACCAAUGGCGCCUCCGCCUCCAACAGCUUCACUGUGAAGGCCGGUUUGGCUCAGAUGCUGAAGGGUGGUGUGAUUAUGGACGUCGUCAACGCGGAGCAGGCCCGCAUUGCGGAGGAGGCCGGUGCCGCUGCCGUGAUGGCCCUGGAGAGAGUCCCCGCCGACAUCAGAGCCCAGGGUGGCGUUGCCCGCAUGUCCGACCCCAGCAUGAUCAAGGAGAUCAUGGCUGCUGUCACCAUUCCUGUCAUGGCCAAGGCUCGUAUCGGACACUUUGUUGAGUGCCAGAUCCUCGAAGCCAUUGGCGUUGACUACAUCGACGAGUCCGAAGUCCUUACCCCUGCCGAUGAUGUUUACCACGUGAAGAAGCACGACUACAAGGUUCCUUUCGUCUGUGGUUGCCGCAACCUGGGUGAGGCCCUCCGUCGUAUCGCCGAGGGUGCCGCUAUGAUCCGUACUAAGGGUGAGGCCGGCACCGGAGACGUUGUUGAAGCCGUCAAGCACAUGCGCACGGUCAACUCCCAGAUCGCCCGCGCCCGCUCCAUCCUCCAGAACUCCACCGACCCCGAGAUUGAGCUCCGUGCCUACGCUCGUGAGCUUGAGGUCCCUUAUGAGCUUCUGCGUGAGACCGCCGAGAAGGGCCGUCUUCCCGUUGUUAACUUCGCUGCCGGCGGUGUUGCCACUCCCGCUGAUGCCGCACUCAUGAUGCAGCUGGGCUGCGACGGAGUGUUCGUCGGCUCCGGUAUCUUCAAGUCUGGUGAUGCGAAGAAGCGCGCCAAGGCUAUCGUCCAGGCCGUGACUCACUACAAGGACCCCAAGGUCCUCGCCGAAGUCAGCGAGGGUUUGGGUGAGGCCAUGGUUGGUAUCAAUGUCUCUCAGAUGCCUGAGGCCGACCGAUUGGCCAAGAGAGGAUGGUAA